Messenger RNA from Acanthosepion pharaonis, 597 nucleotides. The record is from the annotation of a GenBank genome assembly. NCBI's taxonomy places the organism in Eukaryota, Metazoa, Mollusca, Cephalopoda, Sepiida, Sepiidae.
AUGAGAACACGGGGUCUAGGAGAGCAGCCGCAAGGUGCGCACGCAUCCCACACUGGCGUCGACCGGAUGCUUUCGCGUCCGUUCUUGCCACAGCCGUCCCGGAACGGGAAGCAACGGAGAAAACGCAAUACGUUUCUUUACAUCUAUCUUCACAUUUUCCUCUUUUCUCUGCCUUUUCCAACCCCUAUUUCCUAUAUCUCUCUCUCUUUUUUCUUUUUCCUUAUAGUAUAUCUCUCUCUCUUUUUUCUUUUUCCUUAUAGUAUAUCUCUCUCUCUUUUUUCUUUUUCCUUAUAUGUCAGUUGUCUUGAAAUCUUUGAAGAAGCAUCUAUCUAUCUAUCUAUCUAUCAAUCUAUCUGUAUGUAUUUAUAUGUAUGUUUUGGUCUGUGCCUUCGUCUUUGCUUUCACUUUUUAACAAUUGCUUUCUUUCGUUCUGUUAUUCUCUUCAGUGUCGUUGUUUCUUUCCCUUUUACGAUUACUCUUUUUGCUCCUUAUUCAAAUUCUGAGUCUUAUAUCAACAGAGUCGAGAUACAAUCAAUCAAUCAGUCUAUCUAUCUAUCUAUCUAUCUAUCUAUCUAUCUAUCUAUCUAUCUAUCCUAG